ACGCGCUCGGGCGUAGCGGCGCAACGUGCGUGACCAUGUCGGCUUCCAGUUCGGGUGGUGGCGGCGCGUGCGCUCUGUACGGGGCCCUGGCGCUCGUCUACGUGGGUCUCGCGGCCGACUUCUACGUGACUUACAAACUGUCUGGUGACGUGAGCGUACUGCGAGGCCUGGUGGCUCUUAGUGGUGAUUCCGGUGGUGAUUUUGCCCACGAUGGGGGCAGGACCGUCGUCCCGAGUGAGUUUGCGACGAGUGACCGGUCCUCCGAGGGAGCGAUCUCUCGUGAACGGCGGAGUGCACAUCGGCGAGGCAGAAAAGAAGCGGCAGCGGCGGCUCGUGCGCGCGAUGCCAGCGAAAACUUUGGCAGCGGUGGCAGCGGCGGCGGCGGUGACCACGACCAAAACGUGCCCAGCGUGGAGUUCUUUCCUCAGCCUCAGCAGACACCCGGUGGGCCACACGAUGGCAAAGGAUACGUGUGGCUCACUUCGUACUCAAGGAUACCGUUGGUGGUUCUGCAGGAGUUCUGCGAGUCAUCGCGCCGGUACUGCCCCCCGGGGGAAAAGGGCACUCCGGGACAUCCAGGCAACCCAGGACUAAAGGGUGACAAGGGCGAACGUGGUGACCGCGGCUUCCCUGGUGAGCCGGGCAGUAUAGGCCCUCACGGGCCGCAAGGCAUGCCGGGACUGUUUGGACCAAAGGGCGAACCGGGCUCGGCAGGCUCGCCUGGCCUAGACGGACGUGACGGACUUCCUGGCGAGCCUGGCCUGGACGGCGUUCCGGGCCGCGACGGCGUCGACGGGCUACCCGGACGUGACGGGCACCACGGGACGCCGGGGAUACCCGGAAGACCGGGUAUAAAUGGCACCGACGGUAUUCCUGGAAUGCCGGGACCCCGGGGUCCACCAGGGCUGCCCGGACCACCAGGUGUUCCAGGAACGCGUGGCAAAAAGGGAGCCCCUGGCCAUCCUGGAGCAGCCGGUCUGCCUGGAAUAGCGACGUGGAAACUGAGCAAUCACAACGUCACGGACGCUUCGAAACUCCUGAUUCCUCCAUCUAUUGUGGACGUGUCCGAGCAGCAGCAAGUGCUGCUCAUGGAGGGCGAGCGGCUCAGCUUGCGUUGUCCGGCCACGGGUCAGCCACCGCCCACGGUCACCUGGCGUAGGGACGACUCGGCGGCCAUACCAUUCGGCGCCUGGUACCUCACUUCGCUUGAGGGCGACACCUUCAACGUGAGCCGUGCGACGCGAGACCACAUGGGCUCUUACGUGUGCAUCGCCUCCAACGGCGUUCCACCGCCCGCCAUGAAGAAGGUCAUCCUGGAGGUCACAUUCCCACCACUCAUCAAGAUCCACAACUGGGCCGUGGGCGCAAGCAACGGCUCGAGCGCGGUGCUCGAGUGCUUGGUCGAGGCGUUCCCGCGCGCCUUGAACGCCUGGUUGUUCGGUGACCACGGCACGGCCGUGCAGCCUGGGGCGCGGCAUACUCUACGCGAGGAAGAGGCUGGCCCUUACGCAAGCCGCAUGCAGCUGCGCAUCGACCCCGUGCUGCCGCAGGACUUUGGCAUGUACAAGUGCGACAGCCGCAAUGCCCGAGGACACGCCGCCGGCGUUCUCACUGUAUUCCAGCUGGAUCCAUCGAAGAUGCCACCAGCGACUGAGGAAACUAGUUAUACACUCUACGGACACGCACCGCCUCCCCGUGUUGUCGAGGCCGAGUGCCCCGUGUGCCCGGACUGCCCGUCGACACACGAGUGCUCCCCCAGCAGGAAAGCAGGGAAGCCUGGACUCUUCAAUGUUGAAAGUAUAGAAACUGUCUACAACAGAUCCCACUGGCUUCCACUGAAACCUCGCGACACAGAAUGCCGAGCGAAGCGCCGCUACCUGGUCAAGGUGGGCAAGCCCGUGCUCUUCCGACACAACAAUGCCUCGUGGGGCGCAUGGAUGCGCGACUCGUUCAAGCGCGCCUUCGACGCCAGCAAGUUCUGGGUGACGCUGGACGGCGACCGCACCACGCUGUUGGAGUACGUCGACGGCCACUUCACGCGCCGCUACUCGCUGCCGUACGCAUUUCGCGGCAACACUCAAGUGGUGUACAACAACUCGCUGUUCUACCAUCACGAGAACACUGACAGCAUCGUGCGCUUCGACCUGGGCAACAAGUCGACCGCGGCGCUGUCGCUGGCUCGCGACUUCUCCAGCGGUCGGCUGCUGUACGCGACGCAGCACAACGCGAUGGACAUCCUGGCCGACGAGAACGGCCUCUGGGUCAUCUACGCCAGCAGCAGCACAAACAACACGCUCGUCGUCAAGUUCCACGAGCGCGCCAUGCAAGCCGAACGCGUGUGGAACCUCACGCUCGACCACCGCACCGUGGGCGAGAUGUUCAUCGUGUGCGGCGUCCUGUACGCCGUGAAUAGCGUCAGCGAGGCGUCCACACGCAUCGCGUUCGCCUUCGACCUCUACGAGGAGCAAGCGCUCGAGAUGGCGCUCAACUUCAGCAACCCAUUUCGCAACACCUCCAUGGUGAGCUACAACCCGAGCGACGGCGCCAUCUACACGUGGGACAUGGGUCACCAACUGUUGUACCCGCUGCUCUUCUCAAACUCCACGUCGUCGCACACUGCCAGUUGAGUGGUCGUGUCCGCCGCUGUCCUGUUGCUGCUGCUCGCCUUCGCCGCCGUCGUUCGCCUCUGACCGCGGCUUUUCCGGCCUCUGCGCCUCACGGACGCUUUGCGGAGCGCUCCAUCACCACGUGGUGGUCACAGCCGUCAACAAACCGGUGUCGGAUCCAUCAGUGUGCUGCUCCGCUGCGCCAUGAUGAAGAUCCGCGCUGUGUUCUCUACGCAAUGCAUUCACUGUACAGUGUCACUGUUAGUGCUCGCGAACGCUAAGCUACUCGCGCUCUCCCCGUCUUCGCUGCAGUAGUCGCCGUGAUGGAAACCCCGUGCUGCGGUGAUCAUGUCGAAAGAAGCGCCGUACGCGUGUGCGUCGUUGGAAAAGUGCGUAGUGCUUCACAUUUCGCGCCAUCUUUUUCAGUCAACCUAUCGUGCUGACUGACGAAACAGCCAUUUCCCCACGAAUGCAAACGGUCUCUAAAUGGCGACUCGAUACUGACGUGUGUGGCCACGCAUGUUGCAUCCACAUGGGUACCGUCAAAGCUUUAGUGAGUGUCAUGUGGCAUAUGUGACGGACAAGAAGCUGUGUUCUUGUUUCCGAACUUCUAGAAAAGCGGUGGUGAAAUGAAAUUACUUUAUUUGUAUUCUCCGUGUACAACUUAACCGUGCACCGUGUUACCGGGAAUUAGUGCAUCGCGUCGCUUCGGCGCCACUUUUGCGAUGUGAUGUCAUAAACGCUACUUGCUUUUAUACCACUUCGAACAUGGCCGAAUCAAUUCCAAGGCUCCCGGUGGAAACGCUUAGUCUGACUUUUGGCCUGACAGUGGUCUGGAUAUGACGACCUAGUAAUUUCUAAUUCAUAUAUAAAGUCUAAGGAAUAUGAUACGCUGUUUUUAACAUGCUGAGGUCCGUGAACGAUAACUAAGGACAGAUUAUUUUUUAAUCUCUCUCGCACUGUGUAAAUGGCGUGUGCACGCAGUUCCUAUAAUUUAUACGAAAAAAAUAUAUAUUUUACCAGCGCUCAUCGCCUUCUUUGAAAGCAGUCGCUAUUUUGGUUCGACACGUUCACGCUCUGCAACUUUCGACUAUACUUCACCACCUGUGAGCUCCGAGCACUCAGCGCAUCGCUUUUUAUGGUGUCUACCUCACAACUUCACUGCUUGAAUAACGUAAAACAUCAACAAGAGGUAACUUUUUCAAAGGACGUAGACUAGCGCUGUAUUCGAAAGGACCGCGGAGGCGUGACACUUAAAGCGCCAGAAGCAAUUUUCCAACUGGACUACUUUUAUAGCCUUCCUCCUUCUCACAUCAAACGUGUGUUUCCCAGAGUUGUCGAGACUCGAGCGCUGCUGGAAACGACAUGCCGUGUGAAGGUGGAGCACGAUGUUUUGACAAGUUCCAAGUAGUUUUGUGUAGUGUCACUGCUCGUACCCUUCCAUUCCCCUACCCUUUACACAAACACAUACACGGCCUUGCUUUUUUUUUUCCCUGCUACAUGCGCUACUUGCAGCUGGGCCGAGUGGUUCCUCAAAGGUCCCGAGAUAAGACAGAAUAAAAAGAUAAGCGAAGGCCAUUGAAAACGGCCCCUAUCGAACGACCGCACUUGGUUCUUCACGUUCGAUGCUUUUCCUACCCAAACACACGACCGGUACUCCUGUGUUCGCGACCCGAGUCCGCCUCCGCGUUCAAACGGAAGCGCAGAACCCUUAUAUACGAAAAAGUCGGGACAGAAAUAAGUCGGACCAUAAGCACGGAAACGCCGCGCCGGCGUAGAUCUACUAGAGCGCACACAUCACUGCCUCGUCGAUUUAUUUUUCGCCCAAUUUUUUACUUUCCCGUUUCUAAAUUGAAGAACGUGCUCGGAAUCCUUUUUCUAUUUCUUGCUGCGCGCACCUCGCGCACAACAGGUUUCUCGAGCGCGUGCGACUCCGCCAGGCGAGGAAGCCGGUUAUCGACCGCGCCCCGCGGGGUCGCAGACGCGAUUGAAAGCCGAGCACAAGACGACGACGCCACGCAGCGCUUGUCUCACUCUCAAGUGCCGAGACCUCGGGAAAGAAGGAGAAAUAACGCGAUUCAACUAUGAAAUCCCUGCGAGAGGACGCGAUCUCGGAGAGGCUGUGCACGAUCCCCUUCACUCUUGCACCGCCCAAGAAGAACAAGAAAAUCGAAUGAACGAACACAGAGCGGAGCAGAAAUGGAGCAGACGCGAAACGCCCCACAAAUAACGCGAAAAACCGAAACGAGAUCAGAGACAGCGCUGAGUGUGCCGAAAAAGCAGUUCUAAGCGCUGCUCGCGUGCCACGAGAGCUCGAAAAUUGUUGUCCCUUCUUUUCGCGCAUUCUAUUGUUCAUUUUUUUUUUUCAUUGCUAAGCGGCUUCGGCGGGAACCCCUUUCUGAAAGCGUCUUCCAGACAACGCAACGAAUGCUCGAAAAGCUAUCGCCGGUCGCGUGCUCCGCGAUAAUCUGCUUCAGGCUGCGUUGAGCUUGUUUGGCUCUCUUCCAUUUUUCGCACGAGAAAAGCGAGGAAGAAAGGAGGGCGAUUACUCGACUAUUUGCACUGUUGAAACAAGCGAGCAAAACGCAAGCGUUUUGUACACUGCGCAAUAAAACGAGUGCUGUGUUGUC
Messenger RNA from Rhipicephalus sanguineus (brown dog tick), 5236 nucleotides. RefSeq lists its product as uncharacterized. Lineage: Eukaryota; Metazoa; Arthropoda; Arachnida; Ixodida; Ixodidae. Gene Ontology annotation, biological process: signal transduction. The record is from RefSeq and is a predicted model, not a curated record. The transcript has 14 exons. The coding region runs from base 36 to 2627 and encodes 863 amino acids.